AAUGCUCCCACUUUCAGAGGAAGAUAAAGAUAUGACAUUUUUCUUUCUUCGUUGUCACCUCUCCUUCAUCGUCGUUGUCAUCAUCACCAUCUUCUUCUUCUCUCUUUCUCAGUUUUAAAAUCAACACUAUGUUACAUUUCUCACAAUAUAUAUAUUAACCAAACCUUUGUUGUGCAAGUUCAUUUGCCUUGCUCUCGUGUUGUAUCGUUUUGAGCAUUUUCUUUUGGAUUUUUUUUUUAUAUGGCACAAUUGCCUCCUAAAAUCCCGAACAUGCCGCGGAAUUGGGCUGACUUUCAUCACCAGAAGAUACCAUCGAUGGCCGAAGUCAGUAGCGCCAGAGAAAACCCUUCAUGGGUGGACGAAUUCCUUGACUUCUCUUCCUCGAGACGUGGAAAUCACCGCCGCUCCGCCAGCGACUCCAUUGCUUUUCUCGAGGCGCCAAUGCUGGAUGAAUGUCGUGGCUCCAGCGGGCCUCCGAAUCACGAGUUUGAUAAACUCGACGACGAACAGUUCAUGUCUAUGUUCACUGAUGAUAUGCCAAAUGCAGUGGCCCCCACCGUCUCAUCCUCCAACCCCACUACACCGUCGGAUCACAACGGCAAUAACGACGAGAAAGAUACACCUUCCGGUCAAAAACAGUACAUAAGAAAUGAUUCCGAUGAGGUGCAAAGCCAGUGCAAAACGGACACUCAAACUCCACCUAACACCACAACAAACACGUCCUCUGAUAGAAUAAUUGAUCCCAAGAGGGUGAAGAGAAUCUUGGCGAAUAGACAGUCUGCACAAAGAUCACGAGUGCGGAAGUUACAGUACAUAUCGGAGCUUGAACGCAGUGUUACAUCAUUACAAGCUGAAGUCUCGGUGUUGUCGCCACGUGUUGCAUUUCUCGACCACCAACGGUUGCUUCUCAAUGUCGACAACAGUGCUCUUAAGCAAAGAAUCGCUGCAUUGGCUCAAGACAAGAUAUUUAAAGAUGCUCAUCAAGAAGUGCUGAAGAGAGAAAUAGAAAGAUUGAGGCAUGUGUAUCACCAUCAGAACCUUAAAAAGAUGGAAAAUCCUGGUGCCUCGCCAGCACCGGCGCCACCUGCCGACGCCAAGCCCUCCAUAGAAAAAGAACAAGUUCUCGAUGUUUGAAUCUCACAAAGACUUUAGAGAACGAAAUGUAACAAUGAAAUCACAGCUAGCCCACAAGCGACUUGCUUGCGUGGAAGGUCGAGUCUAGGUGUCCUCAAUGUGAAGGAAUUGAAUGGGAAGGAGUCAAAUUCAAGGUGGAAAUUUAAGGCUAUCCUGCGGAGCUGUUGAAGCCACAUGAUACCUGUACAUCGACAUGACUGUUUGGGACCAAAAAGGGAUUGCAGCUGGUUGAUAUUUCAUUAAUUAAAUCCAGGAAAGAAAAAGAAAGGAGAUGCAGCUGCUGCUGUGGUUUCAAAGAAGUUAAAAAGUAUAGUUUGUCUUUGCUCUGACUGAGCAGGAGGAAUGGGGUUUUUACUUUUGUAAUUAUUUUUUUAUUCAUCUUUUUUAAAAAUUUAAGCUUUUCAUAAGGUGUGUUUGGAUGAAGAUGAUUGUCAGGCUUAGGCAAUUGGUUUUGGUGUAAUUCAGUGGCUUUAUUUCUUGGUGAAAACAAGAAAAAUAAAAAAUUGUAAAUAAAGUGCAGUUUAGAAGAGGUGAUAAUA
Messenger RNA from Mangifera indica (mango), 1673 nucleotides. RefSeq names its product basic leucine zipper 61-like. The record is from RefSeq and is a predicted model, not a curated record. The coding region runs from base 241 to 1134 and encodes 297 amino acids. Gene Ontology annotation, molecular function: DNA-binding transcription factor activity; DNA binding. Gene Ontology annotation, cellular component: nucleus. NCBI's taxonomy places the organism in Eukaryota, Viridiplantae, Streptophyta, Magnoliopsida, Sapindales, Anacardiaceae. Gene Ontology annotation, biological process: positive regulation of DNA-templated transcription. The transcript is spliced from 4 exons.